Bursaphelenchus okinawaensis is the source of this 5834-nucleotide messenger RNA. The record is from the annotation of a GenBank genome assembly. NCBI's taxonomy places the organism in Eukaryota, Metazoa, Nematoda, Chromadorea, Rhabditida, Aphelenchoididae.
AUGCAGCUAGUGCCAGUGCCGUUAAGGCUGGUGCUAUGCCUCUUGCCGCUUUUAAUAGCACAGCCUGCUGAGAAAACACCCAGCAUUGAUCCUCACCAUUACCAGCCAUGUGAGUCACUCGAAUUUCAAUUUUUUGUGAAUUUUGCAAAAUUUAUCUUUAUUGUAAAGUAACCUUGAAGUCUAUAAAUAUGUUUAAAAGUACUUUCCACAAUAAUUACAAUAAACUGACAAACAAUUUUAGCCUCAAAUCCUUGUUACGAUCAAAACAACGAACCCCAGCGUUGUGUGCCCGACUUCAUCAACGCCGCCUUCAACCGCUUCGUCGAAGCCACCAACACUUGUGGAGUACGUGGCCAGACCACGUACUGUGUUCAAACUGGUCAUAUGGGAUUAAGGAAGGUCUGUGAACACUGUGAUGCCAGAAGACCGGAGAUCGCUCACCCGACCACCUACUUGACCGACUUCAACAACCCCAACAACGAGACCUGGUGGCAGUCGGACACGAUGCUCGAGGGCAUGCAGUAUCCGACCAGCAUCAACCUGACCCUCAAGUUGGACAAGGCCUUCGACAUUACCUACACAAGAAUCAAGUUCGUCAGUCCUCGGCCAGAGAGUUUCGCCAUCUACAAGAAGACUUCGGCCGAUUCUGAAUGGGAACCGUGGCAGUACUACUCGGGAUCGUGCUUAACCACCUACAAGCUACCCGACCGGUCGCCGAUCUUGCCCAACAACGAAGCCCACGCCAUUUGUACGAGGGAAUUCUCAGAUAUCUCACCUAUUACUGGUGCCACCAUCGCCUUCUCAACACUUGACGGUCGUCCCUCGGCCGAAAACUUCGAGGAAUCUGAAGUUCUUCAAGAGUGGGUCACGGCUACGGAGAUCAUGGUGGUGUUGAACAGAAUGAACUCGUACGGUGACGAGAUCUUCAGAGACCCUCGAGUACUCAGAAGUUACUAUUACGCCAUCUCUGACUUUGCUGUUGGAGGUAGAUGUAAAUGUAAUGGUCACGCCAGUGAAUGUGUACGAUCUACUGGAGAGUCGACCAACCAGCUCGUCUGUAACUGUAAACACAACACUGCUGGGGUAGAUUGUGAGAAGUGUGCUCCAUUCCACGUUGAUCGACCAUGGAGAGCAGCUACUUCAACUGACGCCAACGAAUGUGUGGGUAAGUAUACGUCUGAGGUACUAUAAUAUUAUCUUAUAUGUUUGUAAAGCUUCUUCUUAUGCAAAAUAUAAACUUAAUUAAUGUUUCAGAAUGUAACUGUAACGGUAUGGCCAACAGAUGUUUCUUCGACGAAAAACUCUACAACGAAACUGGACAUGGAGGUCAUUGUAUUGAUUGUACUCAGAACACUCAGGUAAGUCGUUUGUUACAGUAUCAGACAUUUUUUAGGGACCCCAUUGCGAAGAGUGUGUUGUCAACCAUUACCGUCGACCUGGUGAGAGAGGAUGUACAGCUUGUAACUGUAAUCCUCUCGGAUCAGAGAGUGAACAGUGUGAUGAACAAGGUCAAUGUACUUGCAAGCCUGGAGUCACCGGAGAACGUUGUGACCAAUGUAAGAACGGAUUCUACGACUUCAGUGCUUCUGGAUGCAAGUAAGUGUAGAUUCUUUUGUAACUUCAUGAUAACGUGGAAUCAUAGCUUCUUUUUACAAUUGUUAUAUAUACAAUACUAUCUAAGGUUUAGUUUUAAAUAUUAAUCUUCCUUCAGAGAUUGUCACUGUGAAUUGGCGGGAUCAGACCAAAACACUCCACGGUGCUCGGCUUCAGAUGGUCGUUGUGCUUGUAAGGCCAAUGUGGAAGGACAACAGUGUGACAAGUGUAAGCCAGGCUACUUCAACCUUGACGUCGAGAACGUGUUCGGAUGUUCGCCAUGUUUCUGCUACGGUCAUUCCUCGGUUUGUCAACAAAGCGACGGCUACUACGCUUUCAACGCCAGCUCCAGAUUCGAAGAGGGCGUGGAGAAGUGGAAGGCUGGCAUCUCCGAUCGUCAUCCUGUAGACAUCCAAUGGGCUCAACUGGACAAAGCUGUAGCCAUCUCUCAGUAUGACGAAAGCCCAGUGUACUUCUACGCUCCACAGAAGUUCCUUGGCGAUCAGAGAUUCGCUUACAACCACGACCUUGGCUUUACCCUCAGAAUCCAACAAGUCCAACCAACGCCUUCCGUGAAGGAUAUUGUACUAGUUGGAGCCAACGGAAUGGAGCUCUUUAUCCCCAUCAUCCAUCAGAACAACACCCUUCCAGGACAGAACGAAAAGAGCUACAGAUUCAGACUGCACGCUAACCAAGUCUACCAGUGGAGCCCGUCGCUUCGAGAAGUUGACUUCAUUGGUGUUCUGGCCAAUUUGUCGGCCAUCAAGAUCAGAGGAACCUUCUCCAAAGGUGACGUCGGCUUCUUGUCCGACUUCUACAUUGGCACGGCAGGUCUGAUCGUUCCGGAGGACGUUGAGAGCCGGGAAGCCAAGUGGGUGGAAACCUGUAAGUGUGGAGAGGGAUUCAUCGGCCAAUUCUGUGAAUCCUGUGAGACCGGCUACAAGAGAGUUCAGAAGUUCGGAGGUCCCAUGGCCAAGUGCAUAAAAUGUGAAUGCAAUGGCCAUUCAGACUCCUGUGACCCCGAAUCUGGAGCCUGCUUCUGUAAUCAUAACACUGACGGCGAUUUCUGUGAACGAUGUGCUCGUGGAUACUACGGCGACGCCUUGGUCGGUUCUCCAGAAGACUGUAAGCAAUGUGACUGUCCAGAAGGCGGCCCAUGUAUGCUUCUACCAGAUGGUACCACGACUUGUACCGAAUGUCCAGAAGGGUACCAAGGAAAGAAAUGUGACGAAUGUGCUGACGAAUAUUACGGUAGCCCAGAUGAAGGUAUUCCGUGCAAGAAGUGUGAAUGUAACGAUAACGUCGACACGAAUGCCGUUGGAAUCUGCGAUACGUAAGUCUUACAUUUUAAUGAUCAAACUUUGUGUUUAGGACUUCUGGAGAAUGUCGCAAGUGUAUCUACCAAACUACCGGAUUCAACUGCGAAAAGUGUGCUCCAGGCUACUGGGGAGACGCUUUGGCUGAGCCGAAGGGAGACUGUAAGCCAUGUAACUGCUACACUCCUGGCACUAAGAGACCAACCAUCGACUACAAUCUUUUGGAAUGUCAACAAAGCGACGGUCAGUGUGACUGCCAGCCCAACGUGAUUGGUCAGUAUUGUGAGAAGUGCCAAGUAAGUCAUGUUUUUUGAUGAUUUAUAUUCGGUCAAAAGUCCAAAACCUCAUUUAUAAUCAUUUUUAAUAAUAAUAUCUAAUUAAUCUGUCUUUUUAGGAAGGCUACUUCAACCUGACUUCUGGAAAUGGUUGUGAAAGUUGUGACUGUGAUCCUCUCGGAAGUUCGAAUACCACAUGUGACGUUGUAACCGGAUCGUGUCAGUGCAAACCUGGUGUCACGGGUCGCAGAUGUGACGAGUGUGCUCCCUAUCACUACGGAUUCAGCUCAGAAGGCUGUAAGCCUUGUGAUUGUGAUCAACUUGGAUCAGAAUCCAGGGAAUGUGAUGUUAACACUGGGCAAUGUUUGUGUAAAAACAAUGUGGAAGGUCUCAGGUGUGACCAAUGUUCUGAGAAUCGUUACAACCUUCGUAGUGGAUGUCCAGCUUGUGACGAUUGUUACACGUUGAUUCAGAAGAGGAAGAACGAGCUGAAUGGAAGUAUCUCCGCCCUCAGGGAAAACUUGGACGAGAUUCAGAACAACCCAGUUAAGGUGGAGGACGCUGAGUUCGAUGCUAGAGUGAACGAAGUGAAGGAAGAAGUUGAGGAACUCAGUUCCAAAGCAAAGUCAAAACUCGGUAAGUGCCUUCAUAUAUAACACUAAAACAUUGUGAAUUCAGUUCAAAUGACUAAUUAUUUUUAGACGGAAAUGACGCCAAACUCUUGGGACAGGUCGAUGUCGUCAAGAAAAACCUUGAUGACGCAUCUGGCGCCGUCUCUCACAUCAAGAACAAUCUCGAAAAGAUCGACAGCAAGGCGGCUUACGUAGAAGUCGAGAGACAACGAUUGGGAUUGGAGCAGGAAGCAAUCGAACGCGAAUUAGAUAACGCAAUUAGCUACGCCGAGCGUGAAGGAGACGUGCAGUUGAAUAAAGCCAGAGAAGCCGUCGACCGGUUCGGAGACAAGUCCCAAACUCUCACCGACCUGGCCAAGGAAUCUAAGAAGUUCGUCCAAGACCAGAACGAGAAACAAUCCGAAAUCGAGAAGUUGGCCGAAUCGGCUUCAAACAAGUCGAAGGAAGCCUUGAAUGAAGCUAAUGACGCCAUCUACGGAGCGUCAGCUACAAGUCAGCAGAUCGCUACUCUUCAGAAGCAACUCAAAUCAACCUCCGACAAGCUGAACAACACCAAGGCCUUGGCUGAAGAACAAAUCAGAGAAGCAGAAUCCGUUUACAAUGAAGCCGCUCAAACCUUGAGUAUUGUCGAGGGCACCAAGCUUCCUGACGUUAUCCCUGAUGAGAUCAACGAAAACGCUGGAUUACAUAAAGAAGAAUCACAACUAUCGUCGACAGAUGCUAACGAGAAGAUUGAGGAACAGAAGCAGGUGCUUCAAGAUGCUCAAAGGAUCUUGACCGAAGCCGCCGGGAAUCUACGCGCUGCCAAGAUUCAACAAGAGGUAAUAAUUGAAUAAUAUUGUUGAUGCCCAGCUUAUUUUCAGUAUCCUUUACGCUUUAUAGUGUUUUUAGGUUAUUAAAAAUUAAAGUCCUACAAACUAACUUUGUUUUAGGAAACCGACAGAAUCCUGGCCGAAGUUGAGAAGAGCCGUAACCACGCCAAGGAUGCCUUUGAUGGAGCCACGAAGAUCUGGAACGAAGCCGAGCAAUCCUACAACUCCUUGAACGACUUCAGUGAGAACAUCGACGCAUCCAAGCAAGAAGCCCUGGAACAACUCGAGAAACUCACUCAAAUCCAAGACCAAAUCAAGGAAGCCCAACAAAUUGCGGCUGAUACCGAGAAAGAGAUUGGAAACGCCAAUUCUGAUGCCAACGAAUCGCUUCAACUGGCCGAAAAGGCUCGGGAAGAUGCCAGAAAACUAGCAGACGUAAGAAUUUACCAAAAUAUAUAAAAUAACGCUUUAUGUUUAGACAAAAUGUCAAAAUAUGGAAAAAACGAAGUGACACUAUUGAUUUUAGUCACAAAGUUCAAUGCUUAUUUUCAGGAGACAGAAAAGUUGAAGACUGACACAACAAACACCAAAGUCAAGGCCCAAGGAAAACAGAAUUUGCUUGAUGAAACCUUGGAGAACAUCAAGAAACUCGAAGCUACGACUACGGAGUUCGAAAACCAGGCUCAAAGUGAUAACGAAAAGUCUACCGAGAUUCUCAGAAAUGCCAUUGUAGCUGAAACUGCUGCCAAGAAUCUACAAGCUAACUUCAACAAGUCGGAAUCUCAACUUAACAAUGCUUUGUCGCUCUUGAGUACGUUUCGACCAACUUAUUUUUGUUUUCUUUAUGAAAUUUUAAUGUGUUUUUGUUUAUAUGUUGUAGUAGAGAUCAAAUUUAAUAUUUUGCAGCGUGUUUUCUGUUUUACAGUGUUUUAAUUUCAAUUUUCAGAUUCCUUGGAGAACGUGAACGAUGAGCAACUGGAGGAUCUGGAACGAUUGUUAGAUCAGGCCGAAACCGAGUACAGAGAAGCAGAAUUGGACAAGCUUGUCAAAGAUGAGCUGAACAAGAAGGCAGAACAAGAUAAGGUUCUUCUGAAGCGAGAAGUCGACAAUCUCAGCAAACAAUUGGAGAAGCUACGGAACGUGCAUGCUUCUCUGCCGACACGAUGCUUGAACACUGUCAGUCUGGAGCAAGAAGGACAGAAAUAG